This is a messenger RNA of Iphiclides podalirius (scarce swallowtail), 4503 nucleotides long. NCBI's taxonomy places the organism in Eukaryota, Metazoa, Arthropoda, Insecta, Lepidoptera, Papilionidae. The record is from the annotation of a GenBank genome assembly.
AUGGAUCUUCGGCGGGAGCUCAAAGCGCAUCAUCUAGUUACGCGAACAACAGCGGUGGCUCCAAGGGAACCUCGGCGGGAGCUCAAAGCGCAUCAUCUAGUUACGCCAACAACAGCGGUGGCUCCAAGGGAACCUCGGCGGGAGCUCAAAGCGCAUCAUCUAGUUACGCCAACAACAGCGGUGGCUCCAAGGGAACCUCGGCGGGAGCUCAAAGCGCAUCAUCUAGUUACGCCAACAACAGCGGUGGCUCCAAGGGAACCUCGGCGGGAGCUCAAAGCGCAUCAUCUAGUUACACCAACAACAGCGGUGGCUCCAAGGGAACCUCGGCGGGAGCUCAAAGCGCAUCAUCUAGUUACGCCAACAACAGCAGUGGCUCCAAGGGAACCUCGGCGGGAGCUCAAAGCGCAUCAUCUACUUACGCCAACAACAGCGGUGGCUCCAAGGGAACCUCGGCGGGAGCUCAAAGCGCAUCAUCUAGUUACGCGAACAACAGCGGUGGCUCCAAGGGAACCUUGGCGGGAGCUCAAAGCGCAUCAUCUAGUUAUGCCAACAACAGCGGUGACUCCGAUGGGUCUUCGGCGGGAGCUCAAAGCGCAUCAUCUAGUUAUGCCAACAACAGCAGUGGCUCCAAGGGAACCUCGGCGGGAGCUCAAAGCGCAUCAUCUAGUUAUGCCAACAACAGCGGUGACUCCGAUGGGUCUUCGGCGGGAGCUCAAAGCGCAUCAUCUAGUUACGCUAACAACAGCGGUGGCUCCAAGGGAACCUCGGCGGGAGCUCAAAGCGCAUCGUCUAGUUACGCGAACAACAACGGUGGCUCCAAGGGAACUUCGGCGGGAGCUCAAAGCGCAUCAUCUAGUUACGCCAACAACAGCGGUGGCUCCAAGGGAACCUCGGCGGGAGCUCAAAGCGCAUCAUCUAGUUACCCCCAACAACAGCGGUGGCUCCGAUGGGUCUUCGGCGGGAGCUCAAAGCGCAUCAUCUAGUUACGCGAACAACAGCGGUGGCUCCGAUGGGUCUUCGGCGGGAGCUCAAAGUGCAGCAUCUACUUACGCCAACAACAGCGGUGGCUCCAAGGGAACCUCGGCGGGAGCUCAAAGCGCAUCAUCUAGUUACGCCAACAACAGCGGUGGCUCCGAUGGGUCUUCGGCGGGAGCUCAAAGCGCAUCAUCUAGUUACGCCAACAACAACGGUGGCUCCGAUGGGUCUUCAGCGGGAGCUCAAAGCGCAUCAUCUAGUUACGCCAACAACAGCGGUGGCUCCGAUGGGUCUUCGGCGGGAGCUCAAAGCGCAUCAUCUAGUUACGCCAACAACAGCGGUGGCUCCGAUGGGUCUUCGGCGGGAGCUCAAAGCGCAUCAUCUAGUUACGCCAACAACAGUGGUGGCUCCAAGGGGUCCACGGCGGGAGCUCAAAGUGCAUCAUCUAGUUAUGCCAACAACAGCGGUGGCUCCUAUGGGUCUUCGGCGGGAGCUCAAAGCGCAUCAUCUAGUUACGCCAACAACAACGGUGGCUCCGAUGGGUCUCGGCGGGAGCUCAAAGCGCAUCAUCUAGUUACGCCAACAACAGCGGUGGCUCCGAUGGGUCCUCGGCGGGAGCUCAAAGCGCAUCAUCUAGUUACGCCAACAACAGCGGUGGCUCCAAGGGAACCUCGGCGGGAGCUCAAAGCGCAUCAUCUAGUUACGCCAACAACAGCGGUGGCUCCAAGGGAACCUCGGCGGGAGCUCAAAGCGCAUCAUCUAGUUACGCCAACAACAGCGGUGGCUCCAAGGGAACCUCGGCGGGAGCUCAAAGCGCAUCAUCUAGUUACGCCAACAACAGCGGGUGGCUCCAAGGGAACCUCGGCGGGAGCUCAAAGCGCAUCAUCUAGUUACGCCAACAACAGCGGUGGCUCCAAGGGAACCUCGGCGGGAGCUCAAAGCGCAUCAUCUAGUUACGCCAACAACAGCGGUGGCUCCAAGGGUACCUCGGCGGGAGCUCAAAGCGCAUCAUCUAGUUACGCCGACAACAGUGGUGGCUCCAAGGGGUCCACGGCGGGAGCUCAAAGUGCAUCAUCUAGUUAUGCCAACAACAGCGGUGGCUCCGAUGGGUCUUCGGCGGGAGCUCAAAGCGCAUCAUCUAGUUACGCCAACAACAACGGUGGCUCCGAUGGGUCUUCGGCGGGAGCUGAAAGCGCAUCAUCUAGUUACGCCAACAACAGCGGUGGCUCCGAUGGGUCUUCGGCGGGAGCUCAAAGCGCAUCAUCUAGUUACGCCAACAACAGCGGUGGCUCCAAGGGAACCUCGGCGGGAGCUCAAAGCGCAUCAUCUAGUUACGCCAACAACAGCGGUGGCUCCAAGGGAACCUCGGCGGGAGCUCAAAGCGCAUCAUCUAGUUACGCCAACAACAGCGGUGGCUCCAAGGGAACCUCGGCGGGAGCUCAAAGCGCAUCAUCUAGUUACGCCGACAACAGUGGUGGCUCCAAGGGAACCUCGGCGGGAGCUCAAAGCGCAUCAUCUAGUUACGCCAACAACAGCGGUGGCUCCAAGGGAACCUCGGCGGGAGCUCAAAGCGCAUCAUCUAGUUACGCCAACAACAGCGGUGGCUCCAAGGGAACCUCGGCGGGAGCUCAAAGCGCAUCAUCUAGCUACGCCAACAACAGCGGUGGCUCCAAGGGAACCUCGGCGGGAGCUCAAAGCGCAUCAUCUAGUUACGCCAACAACAGCGGUGGCUCCAAGGGAACCUCGGCGGGAGCUCAAAGCGCAUCAUCUAGUUACGCCAACAACAGCGGUGGCUCCAAGGGAACCUCGGCGGGAGCUCAAAGCGCAUCAUCUAGUUACGCCAACAACAGCGCGGUGGCUCCAAGGGAACCUCGGCGGGAGCUCAAAGCGCAUCAUCUAGUUACGCCAACAACAGCGGUGGCUCCAAGGGAACCUCGGCGGGAGCUCAAAGCGCAUCAUCUAGUUACGCCAACAACAGCGGUGGCUCCAAGGGAACCUCGGCGGGAGCUCAAAGCGCAUCAUCUAGUUACGCCGAACAACAGCGGUGGCUCCAAGGGAACCUCGGCGGGAGCUCAAAGCGCAUCAUCUAGUUACGCCAACAACAGCGGUGGCUCCAAGGGAACCUCGGCGGGAGCUCAAAGCGCAUCAUCUAGUUACGCCAACAACAGCGGUGGCUCCAAGGGAACCUCGGCGGGAGCUCAAAGCGCAUCAUCUAGCUACGCCAACAACAGCGGUGGCUCCAAGGGAACCUCGGCGGGAGCUCAAAGCGCAUCAUCUAGUUACGCCAACAACAGCGGUGGCUCCAAGGGAACCUCGGCGGGAGCUCAAAGCGCAUCAUCUAGUUACGCCAACAACAACAGCGGUGGCUCCAAGGGAACCUCGGCGGGAGCUCAAAGCGCAUCAUCUAGUUACGCCAACAACAGCGGUGGCUCCAAGGGAACCUCGGCGGGAGCUCAAAGCGCAUCAUCUAGUUACGCCGACAACAGUGGUGGCUCCAAGGGGUCCACGGCGGGAGCUCAAAGUGCAUCAUCUAGUUAUGCCAACAACAGCGGUGGCUCCGAUGGUUCUUCGGCGGGAGCUCAAAGCGCAUCAUCUAGUUACGCCAACAACAAUGGUGGCUCCGAUGGGUCUUCGGCGGGAGCUCAAAGCGCAUCAUCUAGUUACGCCAACAACAGCGGUGGCUCCGAUGGGUCUUCGGCGGGAGCUCAAAGCGCAUCAUCUAGUUACGCCAACAACAGCGGUGGCUCCAAGGGAACCUCGGCGGGAGCUCAAAGCGCAUCAUCUAGUUACGCCAACAACAGCGGUGGCUCCAAGGGAACCUCAGCGGGAGCUCAAAGCGCAUCAUCUAGUUACGCCAACAACAGCGGUGGCUCCAAGGGAACCUCGGCGGGAGCUCAAAGCGCAUCAUCUAGUUACGCCGACAACAGCGCGGUGGCUCCGAUGGGUCUUCGGCGGGAGCUCAAAGCGCAUCAUCUAGUUAACGCCAACAACAACGGUGGCUCCAAGGGAACCUCGGCGGGAGCUCAAAGCGCAUCAUCUAGUUACGCCAACAACAACGGUGGCUCCAAGGGAACCUCGGCGGGAGCUCAAAGCGCAUCAUCUAGUUACGCCAACAACAGCGGUGGCUCCAAGGGAACCUCGGCGGGAGCUCAAAGCGCAUCAUCUAGUUACGCCAACAACAGCGGUGGCUCCAAGGGAACCUCGGCGGGAGCUCAAAGCGCAUCAUCUAGUUACGCCAACAACAGCGGUGGCUCCAAGGGAACCUCGGCGGGAGCUCAAAGCGCAUCAUCUAGUUACGCCAACAACAGCGGUGGCUCCAAGGGUACCUCGGCGGGAGCUCAAAGCGCAUCAUCUAGUUACGCCGACAACAGUGGUGGCUCCAAGGGGUCCACGGCGGGAGCUCAAAGUGCAUCAUCUAGUUAUGCCAACAACAGCGGUGGCUCCGAUGGGUCUUCGGCGGGAGCUCAAAGCGCAUCAUCUAGUUACGCCAACAACAAACGGUGGCUCCGAUGGGUCUUCGGCGGGAGC